AAACAAAUCCCACUAUCUUUUUCGCUUUCUUCUUCUUCUUCUAUAUAUAACCCAAGAAGAAGAAGCUUUGCUUUUCCUACUCUUCUAAUCUUUUCUACAACUGUACGUACAGUGAAUCCACACAACUAAAUUAAAGCUUUCUGUUUUAAUUUCUGUCUCUUUUUUCCCCCUCCAAAAUGGGUCCUUCUUGUAGACGAAGAAAGCCCAAAAGGUCAAGAAAAUCCACGGCGUUUAAAUCUUCGCCGCCGCCGUCCAAGGCGGCGGCCUCUGAGGAUUCGGCGAAGAACGGCGGCGAUCAUGAAGGGGACGGCGGCGGCGGCAUAGGAGCUGCGGAUGACGUGUGCUCGACGCCGAAAGCGGAGAGGUUUCGGAUUCCGGCGAUGGACACGUGCCCUCCGGCGCCGAAGAAGCGGAGGGUGAUGACGAGUUGGCCGCCGCCGUCGUUGCGGCGGAGUAGUAAUACUCCGCCCGUCGCGUUCUUUGCUCCGCCGGAUAUCGAGCUCUUCUUUUACUUCGCGCUUCGCGGCGGCGUCUCAGUUUGAAUAUAAUGCUAAGAAAGAAAAGCAGUACUCAUGUUAAUUAGCUUUAAUGGAAUAACAAUCUUUUUUUUUUUUUUUUCAUUUGAUCAUUGACUAGUUGUGUGAGAAUGAGGUUUUGUUGAUGAUUAUUGAGUGAGAAUAGAAUAGAAGCAAGUUUUAGCCCCUUUUUUGCUUGUGCUAAUUUGUUUGUUUAGAUUAUUAUUUCUCUUUAUUGCUUGUUUAAUUUGUGUGUAGGACAUACUACAUUUUAAAUAUCUUAAUGUAGUGCUGACUUUUGGGUCU
Ipomoea triloba (trilobed morning glory) is the source of this 821-nucleotide messenger RNA. Its product is annotated as cyclin-dependent protein kinase inhibitor SMR9-like. Lineage: Eukaryota; Viridiplantae; Streptophyta; Magnoliopsida; Solanales; Convolvulaceae. The transcript has a single exon. The record is from RefSeq and is a predicted model, not a curated record. The coding region runs from base 177 to 542 and encodes 121 amino acids. Gene Ontology annotation, biological process: regulation of DNA endoreduplication.